Molecule: messenger RNA, 1577 nt
Organism: Callithrix jacchus (white-tufted-ear marmoset)
Lineage: Eukaryota; Metazoa; Chordata; Mammalia; Primates; Cebidae
Gene: POLDIP2
Product: DNA polymerase delta interacting protein 2
Biological process (GO): error-free translesion synthesis
Cellular component (GO): nucleus; mitochondrial nucleoid
Molecular function (GO): DNA binding
Source: RefSeq, a predicted model, not a curated record
AGUAGCUCUGAGUUCCGGGGUGGGACCAGGCAGACAAGGGGGCGGGGACGCGGCGCGGGGCAGUGUGGGGCGGGGGCGGAACGCCGCCCCGCCUCAGGUUAGGGAUCUGUGUCAGCAGCCCGGCGGGCGCUCGGGCGGGACAUGGCAGCCUGCGCAGCCCGGCGGGCCCUAGCCGUGGGCAGCCGCUGGUGGUCCCGGUCGCUGACUGGGGCCCGGUGGCCCAGGCCGCUCUGUGCGGAGGCUGGCACUGGGGCCUUCUCGCCAGCGGCGAGCACGACGACGCGGAGGCACCUCUCGUCCCGAAACCGACCAGAGGGCAAAGUGUUGGAGACAGUCGGUGUGUUUGAGGUGCCAAAACAGAAUGGAAAAUAUGAGACUGGGCAGCUUUUCCUUCAUAGCAUUUUUGGCUACCGAGGUGUUGUCCUGUUUCCCUGGCAGGCCAGACUGUAUGACCGGGAUGUGGCUUCUGCAGCUCCAGAAAAAGCAGAGAACCCUGCUGGUCAUGGCUCUAAGGAGGUGAAAGGCAAAACUCACACCUACUAUCAGGUGCUGAUUGAUGCCCGAGACUGCCCACAUAUAUCUCAGAGAUCUCAGACAGAAGCUGUGACCUUCUUGGCUAACCAUGAUGACAGCCGGGCCCUCUAUGCCAUCCCAGGCCUGGACUAUGUCAGCCAUGAAGACAUCCUCCCCUACACCUCCACUGAUCAGGUUCCCAUCCAACAUGAGCUCUUUGAAAGAUUUCUUCUGUAUGACCAAACAAAAGCACCCCCUUUUGUGGCUCGGGAGACAUUAAGGGCCUGGCAAGAGAAGAAUCACCCGUGGCUGGAGCUCUCCGAUGUUCACCGGGAAACAACUGAGAACAUACGUGUCACUGUCAUCCCCUUCUACAUGGGCAUGAGGGAAGCUCAGAAUUCCCACGUGUACUGGUGGCGCUACUGUAUCCGUUUGGAGAACCUUGACAGUGACGUGGUACAGCUCCGGGAGCGGCACUGGAGGAUAUUCAGUCUCUCCGGCACCCUGGAGACAGUGCGAGGUCGAGGGGUAGUGGGCAGGGAACCAGUGUUAUCCAAGGAGCAGCCCGCGUUCCAGUAUAGCAGCCACGUCUCGCUGCAGGCUUCUAGUGGGCACAUGUGGGGCACAUUCCGCUUCGAAAGACCUGAUGGCUCCCACUUUGAUGUUCGGAUCCCUCCCUUCUCUCUGGAAAGCAAUAAAGAUGAGAAGACACCACCCUCAGGCCUUCACUGGUAGGCCAGCUGAGGCUCCAAGUGCCCAGGCUCAGUCACCAGGAAGAACAAGUCUCAUCCCACAAUUGCUGCAGAACUCUUCUCCCUCCCCAUCACGGGCCACAGUGGGUCUCUUAAUUUGAUUGUGGGGUUCUUUUUGGGGGGAGGGGUGGUAUAACUUUUCUUCAGAAGACCCAUGUGGGACUCCUCCAAGGCUGGACUCCUCAUAAGCCUCCUCAUGGCCUACACCAUGUUCCAGUAAACCUCUCCACCAAGGAACUGUGUUCAGCUGCCACAGGCCUGGAGGAGUUUCCUGGCCUGUGAGGUUUGAUCAGUAAACCAGUGCACGCUUGA